UACUUUGAGAUGUCUGCUUUCAAAUUUCAAACAAGAAGUUCCGUUACCGUAUAUUGAGACACCGUUUAAGCUACCGUUGCCAGAUACCGAGCCACAAUUCAAUAGCGUUCCCAUGAAAAAACAAUAGGUUUAUUAUUCAACAAUGUAUUCAGUCUUCAAUGUCAGCAAUUAUAACAAUAGUAGUCUGUAUAGGGAGGAAAUGGUGGAUAGAUUUAGUUUUGCCGAGUUAGCUUUUCGAGUUCCCACAGGUUCAUUUUUUUCUUUGAGUUCACUUUGCUUUGGGUAGUCAGUUAGUGUGUUGUUCAUUGUAACAGAAAGUAACCAACGAUCAUGGCUGACAUUAACAUAGCCGUAGUAGGUGCAGGCGUUGUGGGUCUAACUACGGCCCUAGAGCUGCAAAGUCAAUUCAGAAACGCCAAAGUAACGGUCAUCGCCGACAAAUUUCAACAGGACACGACUAGUUUCGUCGCCGCCGGUCUCUUCAGGCCUAGUCCGAGUUUUGCCGGUCCCAACCAAGACAUAACAAGAAAGUGGAUCAAUAAUUCGUACUAUCAUUGGGACGCUAUCCGGAAGAUCGCCGAAGCCCCGUUGGUCGGAGUUACUGAGAUUUCCGGUUAUAUGUUCUCAAAAGUUUCAGCUUCUGUAGUUCGGAAUCCCUACUUGGAAGGUUUAGUACCACUGUACAGAAGCGCGACAAGAGAAGAAUUUGACUUGUGCCCGGGCGAUUGGAAGUACGGAUCGUUCUUCACGACUCUCCUCGUCGAUUGCGGCGUAUAUCUACCGUGGGCGACGAAGAAAUAUCUUUCAGAAAACGGGCAGGUUGUCCGUCAAUCGGUCAACGCGUUUGGAGAGUUUGCGGGAAAAUACGAUGUCGUCGUCAAUUGUACCGGAUUUGGAGCCAAAAAUUUGUGUAACGAUAAUAGGCUGAUACCAAUAAGAGGUCAAGUACUAAAGGUUCACGCUCCAUGGCUUAAAACAUUCUUCUAUGGGGAAUACGAUACCUACGUCAUUCCGAGUUUCGGAGAUGUUACACUUGGUGGAUGCCGUCAGUACGAGUCGUAUAACACAGAGCCAUGCAAAUACGACACGCUCUCAAUUCGAGAACGUUGCGAGUCUAUGCUGCCGAGUUUGAAAACUGCACCGCUCUUGGGACAGCGCGUCGGUCUGAGACCUCACCGCGAUGUCGUCCGAGUCGAAAAGGAGAUACUAACAACUGAAAGAGGACCUUUGAAGGUAGUCCACAAUUAUGGACACGGAGGAUACGGAGUGACCACAGCGCCAGGAACAUCAAAAUACGCCGUCGAGCUGGUUAGAGAGAUGCUGAUGGGCAACAGUAAAUUGUAAUAAUAUUUAAAAAAUCAUUAACAUGUAUUUAACAAGCAAAUAGAAUAUAAAAAUUACCUCUCCCAUUGUUAACAUUGGAUAACAUGCACUAGAAAAAUCAAUAAACAAUACAUAAGUACAA
Molecule: messenger RNA, 1465 nt
Organism: Photinus pyralis (common eastern firefly)
Lineage: Eukaryota; Metazoa; Arthropoda; Insecta; Coleoptera; Lampyridae
Gene: Daao1
Product: D-aspartate oxidase
Exons: 5
Coding region: 331-1344 (337 amino acids)
Molecular function (GO): FAD binding; D-amino-acid oxidase activity
Source: RefSeq, a predicted model, not a curated record